Solanum verrucosum is the source of this 1493-nucleotide messenger RNA. RefSeq lists its product as uncharacterized. Gene Ontology annotation, cellular component: chloroplast. The record is from RefSeq and is a predicted model, not a curated record. Bases 28 to 1020 code for a protein of 330 amino acids. The transcript has 4 exons. NCBI's taxonomy places the organism in Eukaryota, Viridiplantae, Streptophyta, Magnoliopsida, Solanales, Solanaceae.
GUGAGUGCAGGACCAAGAGUAUUCUGCAUGCAGAGGUUUGCCGUGGAAAGUCUAAGAAAUGAUAAAGUUGUUAGGUCACAUCAUUUCAAGCUUGAAAAGCUAAAGGUGCUGAGAAGUUCUAGUAGGAGGCAAUUCAGUUUCUUUGCCACUGCAGAGGACCAGUUGCCCAACAGUGAGCUUGAGGAAGAUGUUUCUGUGCAAGAAAGUGAACAUCCUAGUGUUGAAUACAUUGCCUCUGUCAGUAGUUCAAAUGCCCAACUUGAAGGUGCUGGUGGUAAGCCUGGGGUACUAUCAUUCUACAAUCGUCCUUACAGAAGGGAGGAGAAAAUCCUUGUGUCCACUGCUGCAAAGAACGAGAACAUUCUACUAUGGUUUGUCGGUCCAGCUGUCCUUGUAGCCUCUUUCAUCUUUCCCUCGCUUUAUUUGCGCAGGAUAUUAUCAACUAUAUUUGAGGACUCUUUGUUAACUGAUUUCCUCAUCUUGUUCUUCACAGAGGCUCUCUUUUACUGUGGAGCAGCAGUGUUUCUUCUCCUAAUAGAUCGUUUAAGGAGACCGCUUGAGCUAAUAUCUUCUGACAGGAAAACUAUGCCACCACUCGUAUAUAGAAUAUCUUCAAUUUCUGUACUAGCACUUAGUCUAAUAAUUCCAAUGGUGACCAUGGGGCUUGUCUGGCCAUGGACUGGUCCUGCAGCUUCUGCUACUCUUGCCCCUUAUCUUGUUGGUAUUGUUGUGCAAUUUGCUUUUGAACAGUACGCAAGAUAUAUUGACUCGCCUUCAUGGUCUGUUAUCCCAAUUGUUUUUCAGGUUUACAGGCUGCAUCAGCUGAAUAGGGCUGCACAACUAGUAACAGCCCUUUCUUUGACUGUAAGAGGAGCUGAGAUGACUGCACAGAACUUGGCAAUAAAUGGCUCAUUGAGCGCACUUCUAAAUGUCCUUCAAUUUCUUGGGGUAAUUUGUAUUUGGUCCCUUUCUAGCUUCAUCAUGAGAUUUUUCCCUUCUGCUACAAUGGCUGAGGGGUAAGACAUGGUUCUUGGUCCCGCACUAAAUACUCUGGAAGAGUCUGCACAUGCAUUCUUCUGGUCAAUUGUUUGCCAAUGCCACAGGUCUUUUGUGGUUGCGGCAGUUAUUUCUUCAGAUGGUCCCUGUUGUUGACUUGAUCUUUGUUGAAUGUGUAAGAACAUGAGCAUGGAAGCCUCUCAAACAUGUUUCACGCUUGCAGAAAAACUCUUGGCAAAUGAAGAAACGCGAAGGUGCAGGGCUGCUAAUCAUAUUGUCACCUGUUCUGUUUUUAUUCAAUAGGAUGAGAAUUUGGACAGCACGCACAAAGGAGUUUUACUUCAUGGUUCUUUCAUGUACAGUUUAAAUUUUAUAAUGGGUAUCUUCUGCAAUUGCAAGUAGAUUGCUAGACUACCAUAGUAAUCAUUGUUUUACAUAUAUUGUAUCCAAAUAGAUUUGCAAUUGCAUGUAUUUAACUCUUUGACUCGCUUCUCCUA